Molecule: messenger RNA, 4003 nt
Organism: Neolamprologus brichardi
Lineage: Eukaryota; Metazoa; Chordata; Actinopteri; Cichliformes; Cichlidae
Source: RefSeq, a predicted model, not a curated record
CAUCGCUCGUUUCCAUGAUAUGGAGGAAGUGUACAGAGUGCAGGCAGUUAUAACCGCCUUGGUGCUGCUGUCAGGUCGAUGCUGUAAGCUGUUAUAGCCACUUGUCGUUUGCUAGGCUACAAUGCUAUCACCAUCUGUGGACAAUCUGAGCUGCUGGCAGUGAAUUGUUGGAGAAAUAGAGUUCAGUUAAACCAUGAAGACCAGUAAGUCCUAUAAGCUUGUGCUGCACAAGAAAGGUUUCGGUGGAAGCGACGACGAGUUGGUUGUCAACCCAAAAGUUUUCCCUCAAGUCACUUUGGGGAAUAUCAUUGAGAUUGCACAUCCCACCGAUGAAUACAGUCCCCUCCUGCUGCAGGUGAAGAGCCUAAAAGAGGACCUACAGAAAGAGACGAUCAGUGUGGACCAGACUGUAGCACAGGCCUUCAAGCUGCGUGCAUACCAGGAUGUCAUCGUCAACAUCGUCGACCCUAAGGAUGUAACGCUGGACCUGGUGGAGCUGACGUUCAAGGACCAGUACAUCGGCAGAGGAGACAUGUGGAGACUGAAGAAAAGCCUGGUGAGCACAUGUGCUUACGUGACCCAGAAGGUUGAGUUUGCAGGAAUCAGGUACAUAAAUGACUUCACAGCGCUGUUUGUAAGGAAGCAACAGAUGUUGUGUCGCUAACUUCCUGCUAUCAGACAGUCUGCUGCUGUGACACAGGUGGUGUUCAGAUCUACGUCUGCCAUGGUUUACAUCUUUAUCCAGAUGAGCUGUGAGAUGUGGGACUUUGACGUCUAUGGGGACCUCUACUUUGAAAAGGCUGUCAAUGGUUUUCUGUCUGACCUUUUCACCAAGUGGAAGGAGAAGAACUGCAGCCACGAGGUGACGGUUGUGCUGUUCUCACGCACGUUCUACAACGCCAAAACAUUAGAGGAGUUUCCAGAGAUCCUCAGAGGCUCCAUCAGAGAAGACCACGAGGGACGCUUCUAUGAAGACUUCUACAGGGUCGUAGCGCAGAACGAGAGACGGGAUGAGUGGACGUCGAUGUUGGUCACUAUCAAGAAGCUCUUCAUCCAGUACCCAGUGCUGGUCCGACUGAAAGAAGCAGAUGCUUUUCCUGUCGGUUACAACUCCACCGCUGCCCAAGGCAACUACCUGGAAGCCAUUAACCUGUCGUUCAAUGGUAGGUGCUGCUGCAGCUUCCCUGUAAUGUCUUACACGUUUUGUUGUCGUUUAAAGCUACACAACAGGACACCACCCGGAGACUCUGGUGUGGGUGACGACUACAACCUUCCUCACUGGAUCAACCACAGCUUCUACACGUCCAGCAGCCAGAACUCGUGCGGUUCCUUUACCCCUCGAAUCAAACUUGCUGGCCAUAAGCUUCAAGCAGAGAAGUUCAAGAGCAGCAAAGAGCACACUCUGUGUGUGCCGAAGGACUGUGACAACGCGCUGCCCAUACAGGUGGACUACGACGCCUACGACGCUCAGGUGUUCCGACUUCCUGGUCCUUCACGAAUUCAAAGGAGCACAAACUUCAGAAUGGCUCGAGACAAAGACAGCGGGAGGAAGAGCUGGGGCUCGGUGGACGUCAGCACGGGCAUAGGUGCAUCCCCGCCGGUUCGCUCGGGAGGUCCCGACGAACAACGAAGCCUGGCCUCUGACGACAGCCUGGGGCCCGUGUCCAACAUGCUGCUGAUACCCCGCAUGCCUGCUGCUCAGUAUGAAGUCAGCAGUUCUUUGGGAUACACCAGCACCAGAGGUCCUUCUGGGGAGGCCAUCCAGAUCCAUCAUCAGACCAGGCAGAACAUGGCGGAGCUGCAGGACAGCCAGCAGAGAGACCCCGCCCACACCUCUGCGGAGCUGCUGGAGCUCGCCUAUCACGAGGCCACCGGAAGGCGAAGCACCUCCCGCCAGGCAGGAGACAACGGCCUCUAUCCCGCUGCAGGAGGGGAGGAGUUCACGGGAAGCCCGGGGAGCAACAACAGUGGUGAUACAGCUGCUGAACUGGCGGCUGAGACGAGCGAGGCUGCAGACCGAGGAGUUCAGCCCGGAGCAGCGGCGCCGCCUGCUGGAGAAGCUGCAGCCUGCAGCACCGACGUCAGUGGGCAGUCUGCAGCAGGAGUCCUCUCUCUGUCCUCUUCCUCCACACUCAUGGAGAUCCUGGAAGCGAUCAAACAUCCCACGACGGGCGUACAGCUUCUCCCAGAGCAGAAGGGCCUGCCGCUCAACUGCUUUAUCAGCGCAGAAGUGGUUCAUUGGCUGGUCACUAACGUGGAGGGUGUGGCCACACAGGGGAUGGCUGUGGAUAUCAUGCAGAAAAUGUUGGAUGAAGGUUUGGUGACGCACGCCUCGGGGGACGCCAUGCGCACCUUCGUCUACGGCUUCUACUUCUACAGGAUAGCGGGCGAGAAGGACGCCGUCUCCCCUGUAGGCGCCACCCCCCCGCUCUCCACCGCUGCAGGCGGGGGCUGGUCCACUGCAGCGCUGGAGGAUUUCUCCCUGUUCCAAAGGAAGUGGUUCGAGGUGGCCUUCGUGCUGGAGGAGCGGCGCCCCUGCGACCUCCCGGCCUUCCUCCUGCCCUGGCUGCCCAGCCGGCCAGCUUCCUACGCAAGUAGGCACAGCUCCUUCAGCCGCAGCUUUGGAGGACGCAGCCAGGCCGCCGCACUGCUAGCUGCUACAGUUCCGGAGCAGAAAACGGUCACUCUAGACGUGGACGUCAACAACCGCAGUGACCGAACUGAGUGGUGCAGCUGCUAUUACCACGGCAACUUCUCCCUCAACGCUGCCUUUGAGAUCAAGCUGCACUGGAUGGCCGUCACUGCUGCAGUGCUCUUUGAAAUGGUAAGAACGUACCCACUGUGUCUGUGGGAAGCUGACCAGUUUCACCGCCUUGUUUCAGGCACCGUGUUCCUGCAGCUGCCGUACGCUAAGAGGAAGUAUUCGAGCGGGCAGCAGCGGCGCCGUAGAAACUCCACCACCUCCAACAGCCAGGGCCCGUUCGGAGGAGAGGAGAGGGUGGGCUACUACUGGGCCUACAACACCAUGCUGACCAAAGCGUGGAGAACCGGCGUGCUGGGCGACGAGCGGCUGGCCGACCGGCUGCUCAGAGACUUCACCGACUUCUGCAGCAACAAAGACAACAGACUUCAGAGCUUCUGGGACGGCUGCCAGGAGAAGAUGAACGCCAGCGCUCCCUGAAGCUGCUGCUGGCAGCUCUCAGCCUCACAACAGCAAUAAAACUGCACAACUCAAAGCUUCGUGUUGUUUAUCACAGAUUUCACUUUUUGUUUGUUUUUACAUUUAAUCGUUUAGUUUUUCACAUUUUGUUUUGUGGACGUGAUUCCUUUAUUUUGGGAUUUCGUCCCAUAGACAGAGGUGACAGCACCUCUGUCAUAGAGCUCUCAUCUAUAAAGAGCUCAGCAGCAGCGCCUACAUGUCAGCAUCUGUGGUGACACUGGAGAGAUGGAGGAACCACCAGAGCCGUUUGCUUGGGUGUUGAUGGAGUACAGGAACUGCACCGUCUAUAGAGAAACACAGGAUCGGAGCUACGAGAAGAGCUGUGCUCUGCAGGGACAGAAGCUUGUGAAAGUGUUGGGCACAGACGGUGCUGAGGUCUACAGUCAAAGGUUUUAGGGUGGAGCCUCUGCAGUGGUGAUGGACAGCUGGUGUAGGAGUUUGUGAACUAUUAGGUGAGACUAAGGUGGCAGAGGUGGAGGGACAGAACGACAAAGGAAGCUCAGCAGAAACAGGAUCCGUGUGUGAAGGUGGAAUGAGAAUAGCAACAGUUCAGGUUGCACUUUGAUGUGGACAUGAGCGGAGGAGGGAUGGAGCAGACGGAGCUGCCAGUCAGAGCAGAAACAGGGUGUAGGUGUGCGUGCCACUCAUCGAUGGUCCACGCUGCACCGUGUUGUGAUGUGAAGAAGUGUGUUUGGUGCUGGACACGUGAAGACAGACUCAAAGCUAUGAUCACAGCUGGGGCUGCCACGAUUAGUCGACUAUCAAAAUCGUCGACGACUGAUU